CAAAAGCUCCAUGCUGGCUGAUCACAGCUCUGUCAGUGAGAAGGGUCUCCAUGGAUCCAUUCGUUUUCUUGGUGUUCAGUCUCUCCUGUCUGCUUCUCCUCUCACUCUGGAGACAGAGCUCUGAGAGAGGGAAGCUCCCUCCUGGCCCCACUCCUCUCCCAGUUAUUGGCAAUUUCCUCCAGAUAGAUGCAAAGAACAUCAGCCAAUCUUUGACCAAUUUUUCAAAAGUCUAUGGCCCUGUGUUCACCCUGUACUUGGGCAUGAAGCCUACUGUUGUGUUGCAUGGGUAUGAAGCAGUGAAGGGAGCUCUGAUUGACCAUGGGGAGGAGUUUGCUGGAAGAGGAAGCUUCCCAAUAGCUGAAAAAAUUAAUAAAGGCCUUGGCAUUAGUUUUAGCAAUGGAAGCAGAUGGAAAGAGAUAAGACGCUUCUCACUCAUGACUCUGCGGAAUUUGGGCAUGGGUAAAAGGACCAUUGAGGACCGUGUUCAAGAGGAAGCACAGUGCCUUGUGGAGGAACUGAAGAAAACCAAUGGCUCACCCUGUGAUCCCACCUUCAUCCUGAGCUGUGCUCCAUGCAAUGUCAUCUGCUCGGUUAUUUUCCAGAAUCGUUUUGAUUACAAGGAUCAGCAUUUUCUUACCUUCAUGGAAAAAAUAAAUGAGAAUGUCAGGAUUCUCAGCUCCCCCUGGUUUCAGGUCUGCAAUAAUUUCCCUUUACUAAUUGACUAUUGUCCAGGAAGUCAUCACAAGAUAAUAAAAAAUAUUGAUUAUCUCAAAAGUUACUUCUUGGAGAAAAUAAAAGAGCAUCAGGAAUCACUGAAUGUUGCAAGCCCUCGGGACUUUAUUGAUUAUUACCUGAUUAAACAAAAACAGGUAAAAUGUUAA
Messenger RNA from Peromyscus maniculatus bairdii (prairie deer mouse), 881 nucleotides. Lineage: Eukaryota; Metazoa; Chordata; Mammalia; Rodentia; Cricetidae. The record is from RefSeq and is a predicted model, not a curated record.